AUGUCUACUGAUAACGCCUCGGCUGAUGCUGAGCGAAAUCGCAUGCUGCAAGCUAUCAUGCUAGCUGACCUGGGAUCAGAGCGUCGGGACAAGUGCACGACUUCCGAUGCUACGCGGGCUCGCGCUGAUGCAGAAGCACUGAACUCUCAGAGACGAAGUCAUGUUGAAGGAAGUGCAGCACAGUGCCAGUCUGAGAUUGACAGAGAACAGCUGAAUAAAUGGAACACUUUCUACCAAACUGUGGAUGAUACAGGCCACAUGGAAAACCUUCCUGAUAUCGCUGCUGGUCAGACUCACCGUGCGGCUUUGCAAGCUUCGAUGCGGGCACUGGAAACCCAGCACGCACAGCGUGGAGCUCACGGGUUUGGUGGGCGCGGUGGUGGAAUCUCCGGUUCGCGGGGACGUGGCGGCUUCAGUCCUCGUCAAAGAACUACAAGCGUGGGAGCAAUUGCGAAGCCUGGCCGACCUGGACCUGCCAAUCGAUCAGCCACCAUGUCUUUUGGCUUGGAUCCUGCGUUGAACAGCAACAAUGAUCCCAAUGAAAGCGAUUCUCGCAACCGGGGCAGAGGAACUCCCAGAGGGCCCCGUGGAUCAGGGCGAGUAAGAGGAAAGCAGCAAAGUCCCACACUGUCUACACGUCCCGUCCCAUCUAAGAGACCACAGCGACCCGAGGUCAACUUCUCCAGCAACCUUGUUGACCCGGUGAACUUCAUGACCUCUUAUCGACGGGCUACUGGAGCUGCAUCGACUGCUGGCCCAGAGAACGUGUCAGCUCCACUUCCAAUUCCUCCAGUCUCGACAUCUCUUCCCCUUGGUCAACCCGAAAAGAUCAAAACAGCAUCAGCGCAUUCAGUGGCUCGACCUGAGACACCAAAGCCUGCUGUCAGUGUUGCCCCUGUUGACAAGUCUUUGCAAUUUGGUCAGCCGAAGACCCCUACGGCUACUCCUAAGCCUGUUGCGGUGGUAAAUCUCGGGAGUCAUCAAAUUAAAGCUCCCACUUCGCCGUCCAAGCCAGCUGCCGCCAGGAAGAUUCUUCCGCUCAAGAAAUCUCGCUCGGGACACUCAGCUGCACACAGCGUAACUGUACAGCCCCCGGACAUCGGACCUCUCCACAAAGAGAUUAAGUGGAACAUCUCUCCUGGUGAGUUCCCACGAAAGAAAGAGCCUGCUGGAUCUGUGGGCUCUGCAACAAAAUCCAAGGUUGUCGGCGAUGGCAAGGUUUCGUUUGCACACCCAACGAAACCGAAAAAUCCUCCGGAUAAGUCGCACAUUGGUCCCAAGUCAACUAUUUCUGCGCAUGCACCUCAAAUUACACCCACUAGGGAUGCUUCUAAGGCGAAGAAAGCUCAGACUACUGGAGGUGGCAAUUUGAACGUCUCUCGCACACCCAAGUCACAGAAUCCCCAGGGCGCUUCACUACUAGAUAGCGCGAACUCUCCUCUCCCCGUCGAAUCGCUCCAAAUCCAACCUAUCAAGACUGAGGUCCAAGCCCAAAAGGCUGAAACUGCUCGCACCCCCAAGCCCAAACAGGUCGUAAGUGGCUCACUUCUGGAUACUGCCAACUCCCCUCUCUCUACUCAGCCACUAAAGAACGUGCCUACCAAGCCGAAGAUCAAAAUUGAAAAUGCCAAAGCUGAACAUGGGCAGAACGAUCCCAAGCCGCUGGCUUCUGAUGAUUUGAACUCACAGGUCGAAGGCUCCAAGGUCACGGGAGACACGUCGAGCGGCUCUAUUCUUGAUAUGGCCAAUCAACCCCUCAAUGAAGAAGCACUUCAGAUUCCUCUUAGCGCUAUGACUCCUGCUUCUAAAGCAUAUGUCGCGAAAAGCCCAGGAACCACUGAGUUGCUAGGCCUCGAGUUUGCCGCCGACGAGUCCCCAAAAUCGAUCGAUGCGGUUCUUUCCCGGGCAGAGAAGAUCUUGCCAACUUCCAAUGAAGCUGAGUUCGAGCGACUUCUCGCUCAGCGUGUGGAAGAGGAGGUCGCCAUCCGUCUGAAGCACGCUCGUGAGAUUUUGAAGCGACCUGGUGAGCACGCGCGGUUCGAGGACUGGUUGAACCAAGCUGACAAGAAUGAAGCCGCUGUCAUACAGGAUGCACUGCGCAAGGCUAGUUUUACUCGCUAUCGUUCGCCGGAACGGGUCGAGACUGAGACUGACUCCUCUAAUGAGCCAACUCCAGAGGGGAAGCUGAAGAGCUUGCUCUCAACCCCUGUCAAAGACGAGUUCAUGAACCGGUUCCCCGUCCCCGGUAUCCCCGCUAGUGGCCCACGUGCCACUGAUGUUACAAGCAAGGCGGUUUCUGUCCCUGUUCAGGUCGUCUCGGCAUCUACCCAGGCCGCCACAGCUUCUAGCCAGGCCAUCCCAGCUCCUAUUCGGAUUACCCCAGUUCCUACCAGCAUGGUUCAAGCUAAAGCAGCUUCCAAGACGCGCUCUGCCCCAAAGCAAAGCCUCCUCGACUCCAUUUAUGCGUUUCAGCCCGAGGAGCCAGCUCCAGCUCCAGCUCCUCGAGUAUUCAGUGGGAACAUCCCCAAGCCCCGGGAUCCAAAGGCGGCUGGAGUUCAACUUAUUGGACCGGCACCCUACGACAAGAACAAGAAGCCUGGACAUUCCCGUGCAUCGAGUGUCCACACGCAGGCAGAGAACGUUCCAGUAGCCGCUUCAGUUGAGUCUGAGUCCGGUCCCCGUGUGAAGGUGAUUGGUGUUCAGCCUUACAUCGCCGGCAGCCGUCGAAAGUGA
This is a messenger RNA of Penicillium brevicompactum, 2733 nucleotides long. RefSeq lists its product as uncharacterized. The record is from RefSeq and is a predicted model, not a curated record. The transcript has 3 exons. NCBI's taxonomy places the organism in Eukaryota, Fungi, Ascomycota, Eurotiomycetes, Eurotiales, Aspergillaceae. Bases 1 to 2733 code for a protein of 910 amino acids.